UAUAAGAGGGUGCCGGCCAGGUCAUGUUUUCCUCAGUGUGUCACUGCUGAAGGAUCGUAGUGCAGAGCGUGUGCUGCUUUAUUCACCUGGAAAGACUUCUGGCAUCACUUCACAGGUGAAGAAGAUGAAGAUGAAGGGGAUUCUGGUCCUUCUCUGCAUAGCCGUGACAUGCAGCGCUCAGAAAUGGAAACAGGAGACUUCACGCUGGGACCCUAAAGCAGAAGAUGCCAACGGAAAGACUUGCUCCAACCUGACCCAGGUGCUGGACAACUGGAAAUAUGCAAUUGUAACCCAGGUGAAAGACCUGCUGAUCAAUGACCACGCCUCUGUCCUCCCUGAGUACAACAGGAUCCAGCCCCUGUCAGAUGCCCUCGGUGACCUCUACAGGCAGUUCAACACCCUGAAAGAUGAGCUGGGAAAGCUCACGUCCAAGUUCGACAGCGUGGAGGGUUUUGUGGACGACCUCAAGGCUGGCAGGUUCGCUCUGCCUCAGCGGCCUGUGCAGAGGUUCCCGCCCAGCAUUGGUCUGAGGUCUCCAUUGCGAGCACAGAUGAGGGCUCCGGUCAGGGGGAUCAUCAGGGGGCCGACGCUGAUCAGAGCGAGGAGGAGAGGGCCGCAGAGAUCUUAGACCUGCUGCCUGCCAGCUUUUCUCUUUUGUCAGUGCUGAUGUAUAAACAAGAGUGGAUGUUUGUAUUCUAUUAUUUCAGAAGAAGAUGAUUUGUUUAUAUGACUUUAUUGAUGUGAGAACAGGUCACAUAAAUAAGAAAAAUAAUGCAUGGUGUGGAAUAUUUCGCCCUACGAAGUCACUUUCAACCACAAAGUGGCGCCAUUUAUCAGACGAUCUUGUCAUCCUGCUGCUCCACGCCUGUUAAAAGCUGGACAUCAAGUAACAUAAUGGCUGAGAAUCAAGUCUUCAGUUGUGUGAUAUAUAUGAUAUAUAGUAUAGAUAUUUUUCUCUUAUUAAAAAGGGGCACUAUGUAGUUUUGGAGAAUAAAUUAAGUUACAGUACCGAUGAGAUCAUAAUACAAAUUCAAAAACAUAUUUAUUCUCUCCUUAAGUGAAUAAGUGAGCUGUUCUCGGGGGAAAAUGAAGUCAACAGAACACUGUUUGAAGCUAGGAAGGUGGCAGGGUCCGCCACAUAUAAACAAAGUGAAACAGCAUGGAACUGCAUUUUCCUUUAAGUUCAGUAUGUUUAUCAAAUUUAUUCAAUCAUCAAAACAAAGACAGUUUAUUUAUUUAGUUUGUUUAGCCAUACAAAAAAAAAAAAAUCAGUCUGGAAAAUCCUCUUCUGAUCAGAAUUUCCUCCCCAAAAUGACACAGUGCUCCUGUGUAUGAUACUCAUUUGUAUACUUUGAUAGUACUUUGUAUUUUUUACUCAAAUAAUUAUUAAAGAAAUAGAUUGACGUGCAACUGACAUUCAUUUGCAUUUGGUACACUGUGUCAUUGUUUUAUGAUGAUGAUGAAGAAUGAAGAAUAAAAAGAUGAUUGAGUUAUUGAAAGUCAUUACAUUGAUUAUAAUUAUUUCACCGCUGGCUGCUACAAGACAUUAAAAGCUUACUAUGCAGCCAAUUUAAAAUCCCUAUUCUGUCACAGUUGAUGUGGGCAACUACCAAGAAGACCCAUAUAAACACGAACAACAGGGAACAUGGAAGUGACUCAGCACUUACGCAUUUCACACAGCAGCAAGAGGGUCAAAGUCUCAAGGUAGUAAUAAAGAAUUGAAGACUCUCAAAAAAGCUCUGGUCAACCAUGCUGAAGAGUUUGGAGACAGGGAGGUUACUCCCAUACUCUAUGAUUUCAACCAAGGACAUGGUGAGAAAACGUCUUAAGAGUUGUCAGGUUUUUUUGUCUCUACUUUGCUGUUGUUCUUGUCUAAACACGCCGCCACUUUUGUUUCCAGGCAUCAUUUUUUCACCCUCACCCCCACGCCUCAUCAACUGUGUCGCCACUGAUCGGGAGAGCUGCAGCUUCAGUAGUAAAGUGCAAGUACAGAAAUGUGUGUAAAGAGUUAAAUGUCAAAGCAAUGCCUGUGAUCAAUAAAGCCCGGUCUACAGACUA
Molecule: messenger RNA, 2058 nt
Organism: Acanthopagrus latus (yellowfin seabream)
Lineage: Eukaryota; Metazoa; Chordata; Actinopteri; Spariformes; Sparidae
Exons: 4
Coding region: 125-628 (167 amino acids)
Source: RefSeq, a predicted model, not a curated record